Ambispora gerdemannii is the source of this 2064-nucleotide messenger RNA. The record is from the annotation of a GenBank genome assembly. NCBI's taxonomy places the organism in Eukaryota, Fungi, Glomeromycota, Glomeromycetes, Archaeosporales, Ambisporaceae.
AUGUCGAGUCAAAUUAAUCAAUACGAUUCUAGCAUUAGUGAACUCGAGUCUUUGUUAAGUCAGCUGAGUUUAACUAACGAACAACAUAACUUAGCAACUACUCUUCCUUCACUUAUUUAUGGCCUUCAAAGUUGUAAGCAAGCAAUAUCUGACACAACCUCAAGUCACGAAAUUCGUGUGCAUUGUUGGGAAUUGGUGACCAAAGCCGGUGAAAUAUGCGCAAAUUCCGCCAAAAACGCCGUCUCACGUGAUGCUAUUGGAUCUUCCGGGACUAUCGAACUUGUGACCGGGUUCCUCAAACUUAAUUACCGAAAUGAGUCUCCUUCAUCGAAUGUACAAUGUUUACGAGUUUUGGCUAAUUUAUGCAUCAAUCAUGAGAAAAAUCGACAAAAAACAUUGAAUUCCGGUGGAAUUUCGGCAAUAUUGUCGAUUUUAAAACAUAACAAUGAUUUAGACGUUCUAAGAACCGGAGCUGGUGCAUUAUUAAAUGCUGGAUUAGAAUAUGAUCCAGUAAAUAUUGAAAUUGCUCGAAUAGAUGGAUUAUCUACACUAUCAAAAAUAUUAGAGCCGAAUAAUAUACUGUUAAAUAAUAUCGAAAAUAUUGAUGCUGCACGUACAACGGUCCAUUUUACCACUCGUGUAUUUUCAAAUAUUGCGUCAUCAGAUGAAGGGAUAAAACGAUUCGCUGAUGGACGAGUGCUUUCUCCAUUGAUUCAUUUGUUGUCACACGCGUCUUCGGCGAAAGCUACAGAAGAUGAUGUCGAUAUAUUAGAGAACGUGGUCGAAAUAUUAGAGAAUGUUGCUUUAGAUAAUGAAAAGGUGCAAGAAAUAAUUGUUCGGGAAGGAUUAUUUACAAAUCUAUUAGACUAUUUAGAACAUGCUAAAUCACCCAGCGAGAAUAAUGAAAAGCUUAAGAAACAAUAUGGCGAAUGGAAGGCAGUUGUUCUGAAAGUAAUUGUCUCUACUACAAUGAGCGAUAAUAACAUGACUCCAUUAUUUGAAAACGAGAUCAUUUUAAAAAGAUUUUUUGGGUGGCUAAGUAUCGGCCCCUCGCGUGAUGAUCUUCAAAUAUGUGCUGAUACAAAUUGCGUCAAGUUGGUUCACGAAUUCAAGGUAGUUGAGUCGUUAGUUAAUGCACUCAAAACUUCCGAAAAUAAUAUUAAACUUCAGCAUGCAGUUGUUGGAAUUAUUAAAAAUUUGGCUAUACCUGUUCAAAAUAAAUCAUUGAUUGGUUCGCAUGGGAUAAUCGAACUCGUAUCACCACUAUUAGAUCCUGAAGUUAUUCAACCUAUUCAACUCGGUGUUAUUGGAAUUCUAAAACAUCUUUCAUCCGGGGAUGUUUUAAAUUCGAAGCGAAUUAUCCUCGGCGAAAAAAGUUACACUUCAGAAACCGCGAUGGAAACAAAACCUCCUACGCCUCUUGUCAGACUUUUAAUUCUGACGCAGAAAACCGAUGAUAUAUCAAUCCGAAGUGAAGGAACUCGUACACUCGUAAAUCUGAUUAAGACCAGUGUAUCUGCUGCUAAAACCCAACAAACUCAUGUUCUAGAUGUAACAACUCUACGAUCGAUAUUGAAUACAAGCGAAAUUAUUCGGCCAAUAUAUGACAUGAUAAUAGAGUCAAAAUACCCCGUCCUACAGAACGAGGGUGUUAUUGGGUUAACAUUGCUUGUGUUGGAUGAUUCUGCAAAAUCUAAAGAACGAAAUCAUACACUGUACUUUCUGACAAAUAAUAAUACACAAGUAUCGGAACCCAAUGUUGUUGAUCCCGAUAAUUCAUCAAAUGUAGCAUCUUCCUCUUCAACUGCCACUUCAAUAUCGCCUCUAUUAGAUUCCCUCCUUGUCAUUAUGGUUAACAAUAAAGAUAAAUACCCGGAUGAAAUACGUCAUAAUGUGUGUGUGUUAUUAGAAAAAGCUAUCGAAGCUUCUAAUGAUUCAUAUAAAAAAUAUUUCCGUGAUCACAUAAAAAAGUUAUUAGUACCGUUAUUGGAUCCGAACCGAGUGAGACCUAUUUCGGAUACUCUCAAAAGUGACUUUGAAAAACUAAUGCAAAGUUUGACUUAG